AUGUCGAAAGAGACAAAGGCGCCCGCGAAUGCGCCCCUUCCUAAGGUCUACACGAUCGGGAUUGCUGGUUUUUCCGGCAUGUUUGCAUGGUUGUUCACGCACCCUUAUGAAAUGUGGAAGAAUACGGUGAUGACUGCACCCAAAGGUACCUCACAGAAGGAAUGUUUGGUUAAGGUGUGGGAACGUGGACCAUUCAGGGGUUUGUCUACGGGAAUCCUCCGCCAGGCCGUGUACGCUCCUGCAAGACUUGGGUGUUAUCCCAUAUUUCGUGAUGCCAUCAUGUCUCUGAAGGGUGACGCCGACGGCAUGCCAACAGUUGCCGAGCGUGCACUUGCUGGCGCCCUGGCUGGUGUCUUUUCCAGUAUCCUCACUUCCCCAGUGGAGGUUUGUCUCGUUCUGCAAAUGACCGGUGCAUCGAAGCAGUCGUUGACGCGUGCGGCGAUUACCGUAUACUCAACUAACGGAAUCACGGGAUAUUGGCGUGGUGUCAGUGCCCUUGCUUCUCGUGCAGCACUGGUGGGCGUUGCCCAAGUCGCUGUGCAUGAUCAAGUCCUUUCCGCGUUGCGGCGUCGUAAUGUUUCCUACUCUCAAUUGCACGGAACCCAACCAUACGGAGACAACAUUGUCGUCAAUGCAGCGAGCAUCCUUACAGCAUUGUUUUAUUCCGUUAUCACGAUGCCAGUUGAAUUCGCACGUGUACGUAUGUCCGCUGAUACCACCAAAGCAAAGUAUAAGAGUGUGACUCAGACGAUAGGACGAGUCGUUCGUGAGGAGGGGGCAUUGGCGGUGUACGACUCCUUCGCGCCGUACUUUUUCCGCUGUGCGACACACACAGUGGUGUGCUUCUUCACAAUUGAAUACAUCACAAGAAAGGUGAAGGGGUGGCGUGCCGCCAAGCUUCAGGCAAAGCAGUAG
Messenger RNA from Trypanosoma brucei brucei TREU927, 915 nucleotides. Its product is annotated as mitochondrial carrier protein, putative. The record is from RefSeq and is a predicted model, not a curated record. Gene Ontology annotation, molecular function: succinate transmembrane transporter activity; thiosulfate transmembrane transporter activity; malate transmembrane transporter activity. Gene Ontology annotation, biological process: oxaloacetate transport; phosphate ion transmembrane transport; succinate transmembrane transport. Lineage: Eukaryota; Euglenozoa; Kinetoplastea; Trypanosomatida; Trypanosomatidae. Bases 1 to 915 code for a protein of 304 amino acids. The transcript has a single exon.